AUGGCUAGUAGCAGACCCAUUAAUGAAAAGCAGAAUGACUCUGUUCCCAAGGAUGAAUUCACUAUACCACACAUGAAUACAUCUUGCAUAACCAAUUCCGUUCCCUACUGGGAGAUGAUGAUGAACCCGGACCAAUACUUGCACAACUUACAUAAUCUUCCACCCGAAACACAGAGUGUUAUCAGACAAUAUUGUCUGCGAAGGGUGCAAGAGAAGCAGAGAAGAGCAAAUGCAGAAAAUGGUGAAGAAGUGGGUUCGACAGGGAGUCAAGUGGGCCGAGAUACCGGCGAAAAGGAACCACUCCAAAGCUUGAGACAAGAUUCUCAACAGGAGUUGCGCAAAGUAAUUGAGAAGAAAAAGCCAUUGAAAGAAGCGAAACAAGACAAAAAUGCGAACGGGAAGGAUGGAAAACACGAGGGUAAUAAGGACCGCAAUUGA
Messenger RNA from Rodentolepis nana, 438 nucleotides. The record is from the annotation of a GenBank genome assembly. NCBI's taxonomy places the organism in Eukaryota, Metazoa, Platyhelminthes, Cestoda, Cyclophyllidea, Hymenolepididae.